Cladophialophora carrionii CBS 160.54 is the source of this 921-nucleotide messenger RNA. RefSeq lists its product as uncharacterized. Lineage: Eukaryota; Fungi; Ascomycota; Eurotiomycetes; Chaetothyriales; Herpotrichiellaceae. The transcript is spliced from 4 exons. The record is from RefSeq and is a predicted model, not a curated record. The coding region runs from base 1 to 921 and encodes 306 amino acids.
AUGAUCAAAGUCGCCGUGGUUGGUACCAACGGACUGGCGCAGUACAUUGCGAACGGUAUAGCAACGCAGACCUCCCACCAGUUCGUCGUCCUAUCUCGAAGGCCUAGUCCAGGUCUAACAGCAAGGGGAUGGCAGGUACUUCAGGCCGACUAUUCCAACCCUGCGGACCUCAGAUUCAAGCUGGCCGGUGUGGACACGGUCAUCUCAACAAUCAGCGGCAAUGCGCAGCUUGCGUUGAUUGACGCCGCGGCGGCAGCUCACGUGCGACGUUUCGUGCCUUCUGAAUUCGGCGGGCCCCCGUCCCUGCGACCGCAAAACGAUCUCCUAGACCAUCAUCGACGCGCAGCCAUUCUGCGGCUUCACCAACACGAGUCGUCAGGCAUGAGGUUCACGGUCUUCACGUGUGGUGUGCUCUAUGAGCGGUUCGCUCCUGGUGGGAUGGCGGCCUCUCAGAUUGGCCUUGCAAGCAACAUCGGUCAAGAAGGGGAUUAUCUGAUGGACUUCCGUCGAAGGAGAGCGCAGGUCCCUUAUCUCAACGCUGCUGGACAACCAGCGACGAUAUGCAUGACCUCGGCCGCCGAUGUCGCCCGGUUUGUAGUUGCAGCCCUGGAUCUUCCAUCGUGGCCGCGAGAGUUCCGCCUCCGAGGAGAACGGUUGACUGUAAGGGAGGUCGUGGCUAUUGCCGAAGACAUUCAAGGUCGAGCAUUUGAGAUCUCUGGGCAUACGAGGAGCUCGCUGCAGGACGCGCUGACAUAUGCGAGGGCCGUGGGCGAUCGUGCACGAGAAACUCGGGUCCAUCAUUUGAUCACCACGGCUGAGGGUCGCUACGACUUUGCCAACACCAAUUUGAACCAGCUGGUCUCGGUUCGACCGGAGAGCUUUCGGGACUGGCUGCUACGGGUCUGGUCACCAGUCACCUGA